Messenger RNA from Lasiosphaeria miniovina, 3543 nucleotides. Its product is annotated as muts domain V-domain-containing protein. Lineage: Eukaryota; Fungi; Ascomycota; Sordariomycetes; Sordariales; Lasiosphaeriaceae. The coding region runs from base 79 to 3543 and encodes 1154 amino acids. The record is from RefSeq and is a predicted model, not a curated record. Gene Ontology annotation, molecular function: ATP binding; mismatched DNA binding; ATP-dependent DNA damage sensor activity. Gene Ontology annotation, cellular component: nucleus. Gene Ontology annotation, biological process: mismatch repair; mitotic recombination. The transcript has 2 exons.
GCGCGUUAAUGGGGCCGGCGGCACGCGUUGUGACAUCACCAAACCCCGAUAUUACAACCAAUUCCAUCGACUCUCGACAUGGCGGGCUCCUCCAAACCUCCAGAGAAGAGACAGGCUUCUCUCACCAGCUUUUUCACACCCAAAACCGUCAAUGGCCUCACCCAGAGGCUGCAGAGCUCCCCGGCCCGCCCCAAACCCCAGGACUCCGAUCUAGUUCCCGCUGCCAAAACGUCGCCCGUGCCAGAAUCUAGCCGAAAACGGCCCCUUCAAGAGAAUACCGAUAAAGGAAACGAGACUCCUGAUCGUGCCAAGAAGCGUACCAAGGCGGGGUCUGCAGCUGGCGUCAUCAGGGCUGGAGACGACACGCCCUCGAAGCCAGCAGCCAAGGCGUCUACAACCGCUUGCGCCUCCACCGCCGAGCUCCCAAACCCGAGCGGCAGAACGGAGCGAUAUAUCUACGAUGCUGCCGCUGCGGCUACCGCUCGCUCAAGCGGAGUCAGGCACGAGAGUGAUGAAGACGGUGAUCAAAAUGCGGCGACACGACGCGAGAAAGAGGCACUGCACAAGAAGUUCGUCAAGAAGCUCGGCCACCCCGACAGCAUGGCCAUGAUCAGGAGGCGCAACUUCCAAGCCGAUGCCGACACGGCUGCCGUGCAGGGCGAAGACGGCGAAGCUGACGACGAUGCCGACGAGGAAGAACCGGCACCGCCGUCCAAAACCAAGAAAAAGGGGGCCAAGACGGGCAAGCUGACGCCAAUGGAGAUGCAGUUCCUCGAGAUCAAGAGGAAGCACAUGGACACGCUCUUGAUUGUCGAAGUCGGCUACAAAUUCAGGUUCUUUGGCGAAGAUGCUCGCAUAGCCGCAAAGGAAUUGAGCAUAAUGUGCAUCCCCGGCAAGUUUAGAUAUGACGAACAAGAUCCUUCCGAAGCUCACAUUGAUCGCUUUGCUUCUGCAAGCAUACCUGUCCAUCGUUUGUCCGUCCAUGCAAAGCGUCUUGUCGCCGCUGGUCAUAAAGUUGGCGUCGUCCGGCAGAUCGAGACGGCAGCCCUAAAGAAGGCUGGAGACAACCGCAAUGCUCCUUUUGUUCGAAAGCUCACGAGCGUUUACACCAAGGGCACCUAUGUUGAUGAGACCGGCGAGCUUGAUCAGACUAGCGAGAAUACAGGGGCUCCAUCGGGGGGCUAUUUGCUCUGUCUCACCGAGUCGCCCGCUAAAGGUUCGGGAACUGAUGAGAAGGUUGACGUCGGAAUCGUUGCUGUGCAGCCUGCAACGGGCGACAUCAUUUACGAUAACUUUGAAGACGGUUUCAUGAGGCGUGACAUUGAGACACGGCUGCUCCACAUCUCCCCAUGCGAGUUUCUCAUUGUCGGCGAGCUCACCAAGGCCACCGACAAGCUCGUGCAGCACCUCUCCGGCAGUAGAACCAAUGUCUUUGGUGACAGGAGCCGCGUGGAACGCAUUCCCAAGAGCAAAACUAUGGCGACAGAGGCGUCCUCGCAUGUCACGCAAUUCUACGCCGGCAAGAUGAAGAACAAUGAUGAACGCACGGCUGCCCUCCUAGACAAGGUUCUGAAACUGCCAGAGGCUGUCACGAUAUGUCUAUCAGCCAUGAUCAAGCACCUGACCGAGUACGGCCUAGAACAUAUUUUUGACCUUACAAAGUAUUUCCAGUCCUUCAGCACGCGGCAGCACAUGUUGAUCAACGGGACAACGCUAGAAAGCCUCGAAGUGUACAGAAACGCAACCGACCACUCGGAAAAGGGGAGCCUCCUGUGGGCGCUCGACAAAACUCAAACCCGCUUUGGCCAGAGACAGCUGAGGAAAUGGAUUGGCCGGCCCUUGCUUGACCAGAAACGAGUUGAAGAGCGCGUGGCCGCCGUCGAAGAGCUUCUUGAGAGCCAGUCCACCUCCAAGGUGGAUAAGCUGAUUGGUAUGCUCAAGUCAAUCAAAGCGGAUCUCGAGCGCAGUCUCAUCCGCAUAUAUUACGGGAAGUGCACUCGGCCCGAGCUUCUGUCGACACUCAAGACAUUACAGAAGGUUUCUAUGGAAUUUGCCCGGGUCAAGUCCCCAGCAGAUACGGGCUUUAGGUCGCCGCUGAUUAGCGAGGCAAUCUGCUCGCUUCCUGCAAUCGGUGAUAUUCUAACGUCAUACCUCGACAAAAUCAAUCCUGAAGCCGCGAAGAAGGACGACAAGUACACAUUCUUCAGGGACGAAGAAGAGACUGACGACAUCACAAACCACAAGCUCGGCAUCGCAGCUGUUGAACAGGACCUCGAUGCUCACCUCAAAGACGCGGCCGCAAAGCUGUCGAGGAAGACGCCAAUCACUUAUGUUACGGUCGCUGGCAUCGAGUACUUGAUCGAAGUCUUAAAUUCCGAUCUCAAGCGCGUCCCUGCCUCGUGGGCCAAAAUUAGCGGCACCAAAAAGGUGUCGCGCUUCCACACGCCGCAAGUCAUGAGCUGGAUCAGCGAGCGCGACCAGCACCGGGAGGCCCUUGCCGCUGCCUGUGAUGCCGCGUUCAAGGACUUGCUCCAGUCCAUCGCGGCCGAAUACCAACCCUUCCGUGACGCUAUUGCUUCGCUCGCCACACUCGACUGCCUGCUCUCAUUUGCCCAGGUUGCCGCGUUGCCAGGCUACAGCAAGCCCACCUUCCUUCCAGACUCAGCGCCGCCGACCAUCACAAUCGCCCAGGGCCGCCACCCGAUUGCCGAGCACACCCUGCCCAAUGGCUACAUUCCGUUCACGACAUCGCUCACGGCGCCUGCACCGCUCGCGCACCUCAUCACGGGACCCAACAUGGGCGGCAAGUCGAGCUACGUCCGCGCCGUUGCGCUGCUCGUGCUUCUCGCCCAGGUCGGCUCCUUCGUGCCCGCAGCCGCCAUGACGCUAACGCUCGCCGACGCCAUUCACACCCGUAUGGGCGCGCGCGACAACCUGUUCGCCGGCGAGAGCACCUUCAUGGUCGAGGUGUCUGAGACAGCCGCCAUCUUGCGCUCCGCGACGCCACGCUCCCUCGUCGUCCUCGACGAGCUCGGCCGCGGCACGAGUACCCACGACGGCGCCGCCAUCGCCCACGCCGUGCUCGAGCACGUAGUCCGCGAGACCAAGUGCCUGACCCUCUUCAUCACGCACUACCAGAACCUCGCCCGCGUGGCCGAUGGCCUCGGCGACGGCCGUAUUAAGUGCGUCCACAUGAGCUUCACGGCGCAGCGCCGUGGCAGUGCCGACGAGAAGAAUACCAAGAAGCCCAUCGCCGACAGCAAGACAGGGGAUAUGGACAGCGGCGACGAUAAUGACGACGACGAAAUCACCUUCCUCUAUGAAGUCGCCGAGGGCGUCGCCCACCGCUCCUACGGGCUGAAUGUGGCGCGCCUCGCCCGCAUCCCGCGCAAGGUCCUGGCCGUCGCCGCGCUCAAGUCGUGCCAGCUCGAGGACGAGAUGAGAGCCCGCCGCCUGCGCGGCGCGGCCAAGCUGCUCGAAGACGUGCUGCGUGAUGGGCCUGACCAGCUCGACCAUCUGAUCUCGAGCUUGGAGCAACUCUAA